AUGGCUCCCUGGGAAGAUUUCGAUAGCGUCUUUGCCUUCAAUAAGAACUUCACCUAUGAUGGCAAGGUCAUCGAACAAAUUCUGUCCAAUCGCCGAGCGUUGGAUAACCAGCUGUUUGCCGACAGGCUCUUAGGAUUGCUCGGCGUGAAAGCAGUGACGAAAGUAUACCCUCCAAGGUCAAAUGCUGACCUCCGAACCCUCUUCGAGCACAUCGUAUCCUCCCCCUUGGAUAUCCAUCACAAACAGGCGUUAAUCUACUACCUCUUAAAAGAUUGCCGGGCACCCAAUGACCCUGCUUCACAAUUUUCGCGGCGAUUCCACCUACCUGAGAAGUACCGACUCUUCAUCGAAGGACUUUGGACUCUGGACAGGCUAGAAUCUAGGCGCGCUAUUGAGUAUUUGGCCGAACCUUCCAUCAUUCCUACAUUUCCCGAUGAAAUCCUAUACGUUCUCACACUACCACACCUUCCAAAGCACGAUGACAGCCUCGUAAUGGCGUAUUACCACACCGUUAGCCCCCCACUAGCUUCCGCUAAGGUCCAAAAGGCGUUCUUCAAGACCCUUUGUCGCUCUAGUGUGACGGAGGCAUUCUACUUCACUCGGGAUCAUGACGACUCUCUUCGCCAAAACUACCUUGAGCAACUCAUUGAUUAUGUGCACACGAUGGAAGCUGGCGACGCCCGGAGCAAACGCGCCAUGGAAUUGAUUGGUCUUCCCUUCGACGACCAGGAAGAGGGGUGGUUUGAGGAAUCUCUCCUUCGGGGAAAUGCGAAGGGCCUUCAUGGCGCUAAGGACACCGUUAUGAUGCGCCGCCUUGCGACAGGAAAAUUGGAUAACCUGUCGGCGGAUCUUGAAUCCCUGGGAAAGAUGGUGGUCUGCACAUUCUUUCAGCAAGGCCGAUGUAAAUUCGGAGAACGCUGCAAAUUUGAGCACCCUGGCCAAUCAACUUUGGGCUCAGGUAACCGUUUUGGAGUCCUAUCAGGAGGCGGCUUCGGAGGUCGUUCUGGAGAGCAGAACCAACAACCAGCCAACUAUGGUAUCACAGCAGCUGAUAUCAAGGCUGACCUGAGCGCUGGCAAGGGCCGUCCGGAAUGGGUUUUUUCCUGCUAUGGUCCGGGUAGGAACGCUCCAAAGCAAUUAUUUGGGGGUCCCCAGCGGGAGCAGUCUUUCGAAGAACUACGGCUGCGUCACUACGAAGCUGCCGCGGCGGGAAAUGCAGAUCAGGCGCUCCAAGAGGCUCAGGCCUUAUAUGCCGAGGCACUGAAGCAGAUGGAUGUUAUAUUAAGCGACCUCGAUGGUGCCGUGAAAUACGUUGUUGAUGGUAUCAACGAGCACCCGAAUCGCAUCGACAUCACAGAAGGCAAGACAGGCCCUGCAUCUGGUCAAGGCCCGUCUGCAUUUGGCCAGUCCUCAGCAUCUGGUCAGCCAGCAGCCAGUAGUCAAAGCUCGGCGUUCGGUCAGCCGUCGUCAUUGGGCGCUCAAUCAGCAUUCGGUAAGCCUUCCGGGUUUGCGCAACCGUCAACAUUUGGCCAACCAUCUGGCCUGGGACAGAGUUCUGGCUUUGGUCAGCCAAGUGCUCUGGGGCCAGGGUCAGCCUUUGGACAGCCCUCGGGGCUAGGUGGACAACCCGGAUUUGGUAAACCAGCUUUUGGACAGCCGAGUUUAGGCCAGCCUGCUUUCGGUCAACCAUCUGGGUUCGGCCAGCCUUCAUCGGCAGGUAGCUCAUCAUUCGGUACAUCUACUGGUGCAUCUCCUUUUGGCGCAAUAUCGAGUCAGAAUCAGGGCACGGGCGUCGGUUUCGGUCAAGCCGCAUCAACCGUAUCUCCAUUUGCACAGGCUGCUAGCCAACAACCUGCGGCAUCUACUGGGUUUGGCCAGCCAUCGACAACCCCAGCAACAACGGGCCCAUUUGGCCAGCCCACGCAAACGCCAUCACCAUUCGGUCAACCCCAGCAACUGUCGAAUUCAUUCGGACAGCCAGCUGCCGCACAAAAUCCAUUCGGUCAACCAGCCGCAGCGCCAAGUCCAUUCGGGGCUACGAGUCAAACACAACCACAACCACAACAACCGCAGACUGCUCCUUCACCUUUCGGCCAACCGGCGACCGGCUUCUCACAGCCUGCCCAACCACAAAAUCCAGCUCCUACCGCCACAGCUGGGACCGGCCCUCCUGCCAUAAUCAAGGUUGCGAACUCCAACGAGCUCAGUCCUCUUCCACCCUUAGCUGGCCAGACCGUCCGAGAUCCCAUGACCAAGAGGUUAUCCUCGUGGAAAGGACAGCCGGUGAAAUAUAUCGAAAACAGUCCCUGCUAUUUGCAUCCUCAAGACCGCCAAACGUAUGUUCGCAUCUUCUUCCCGGAUGGGCCUCCCGAGGAAGCGAGCUUGAGAGAUGCAACAGGAAAACCAGAAGAGUACACCCCUGAAGUUAUCGAACAGUAUGAAUUUUUUGUGAAGAACGGAUAUUUCAAGGACGGCGUUAUCCCAAGUGUACCACCGAAGACGGAAUGGGUGAGCUUUGACUUUUAA
Messenger RNA from Aspergillus alliaceus, 2526 nucleotides. Its product is annotated as FG-nucleoporin nup42. The record is from RefSeq and is a predicted model, not a curated record. Gene Ontology annotation, molecular function: metal ion binding. NCBI's taxonomy places the organism in Eukaryota, Fungi, Ascomycota, Eurotiomycetes, Eurotiales, Aspergillaceae. The coding region runs from base 1 to 2526 and encodes 841 amino acids. The transcript is spliced from 8 exons.